AUGCCGCAGUUAAGGUCAGGGAAGGUGGUAACUGGCAGCGAGGUGAAGUCAUCUGCCUGGAUGGUCACCAGCCCAGGCUCUCUGACUGCUGGGCUAGAACACGAUGUAGUAAAAAAGCAUGGAGUCAAGAAGAGUCCUCACCUGGCACCAAAGAGAAAACCUCAGCAGCCUUUUUUAUCAUGUCUGCAACCUGCCAUACUCUCCAGCAUUUCGUGUGAGCAAUGUGCUUCACUUCCACCCAUGCAGAAGGAGCAAGGUGAGAGUAGCCAGAGACCCCCAGGUAAAAAAAAAGGGGGGAAACAACGCAAGAGAACUGCCAGAAGCAACGAGGGUGUAGCUCUGCCAAUUUCAGACACUACUGUACCUGAAGAUUUGCAGGCAGAGACCAUGGCUGCAGUAGCAUGCUGGGAAGAGCCUGUAAUGAGGGACACGGGACAAGGUGAACAGCUGUUUUUCUCAGGAACUACUUUGCAAAAUAAAUUCUCAGCAGAGAUUGAAAGGAAAGAACUUACCUCAGAAGGACUGAAUCUCUCAAGUCUCCAAGAGAGUUCAGAGAGCUCUGGAAAUACAGAAAUAAAAUUACAAAUGUCAUCCUCAGAGGAGGAACUUGAGAGCACAGAGAGCCAUGGCAUUUCCUGUUUGCCAGAACCAGAGGUGCUGCAGCAACCCAGAAAAGGUACUGAAAUGAAAAGCACUGACUCGAUACUGAAUUUGGAGACGUGGGAAUCUUUGUCCAAACCAAAACAUCCAGAAUUGGUAGAUGUGCCAGAGAAGUUGGAUGGAUGUUCCUUAAUUGGAUUGAGGAAACCAGGGACACAGAAGAAAAGAAAGAGAUGCUUGAGCAAGAAAGGCUCCUGGGACAGGAGCAAAUCUGCCUUGCUACAGGGUCUAAGUGUCCAAGAACAAACAGCUAGAGGAAAGAUGCACGAGUAUUACAUGAGAGAAGAGCAGCAGAGCUCCAACCCUCAGAAAGGAUCAGACAGCCUGGGAGAAAGUGCAAAGGGAAAAGUGAAAGCAGUUGAGCAAGGCUUUGGUACACACGCUGUGAAGAAGCUUAAGACAAAUCGAAACACAUCAGAAGAUUCCAAAGGAAAGGAACAUCACUACUCCAAAUCUUCUCCAGUUGCUACUUUAGGUGAGACUCAAAGCAAAAACUUUUUAUGUCAUCCUAUAAGAAGAAAGUGUGAUGUACAGUAUGAAAAAACAAAUCCCAGAACUGAUCAGAUCAAGUGCUUGCGAAGUUGUAGUGGAACUAUAGCUGAAAAAGUGAGAAAUAUAUCUGCAAAAUGUGAUGCUGAAUGUUGCAGAAGUGCCCUAAACCAUUGUAAAAGUUUGCUCUGUGCAACAGAUAAGAAUCCAUUUGUGAGAUUAGAGGCUUGUAGUUACAUCAAUACGUUUGUGAAAUCUUCAUCUAGUGGGACUACCAGCAGUUACAAUUUAGGUGAAUUCUUCCAUGCAACCCAGGAUAAAAGAAAACACGUUUUCUGUGAUGGUACUCUAGAGCAGAGUGAUGUGAAUUGCAGCACUAGUAAAAUCCAAAAUGAGAGAUCACCUGUAAAAGGUGGUUUAUUCUUUAAUAGAGAAAAACAUCGAAACAAAGAAAGGUGUUUUUCAUGCUGUCAGAGUGAAAGCAGUAAUAGUUUAUGGCGAAAAAAGCAGAAUGUUGGUAGAAAGCAUAGAAAAAAUACGAAAAUCACUGAGAAAUCAACAAUGCAGAAUAUUUUCACAGGUGUGGUUAAUGAAUGCAGCGAGUGUGAAUUACAAACAGAAGCAAGAGUUGCCAUGUCAAGCUCCUUUACAGUUUCAGGAUUAAAUCAUAUAGAAGUUACUCAGUCAGCUUCAUGUGGUCAUACAUCAGAUCUUCAUACAGGAAAGAAAACUCCUGACACGCAAAAGAGAGCAAUCUGGAAAAAGAGUGACACUGAAAUACUUGCAUUUGAAGGUGAGUGUAAGAAGACGUCUGAGCUCCCUGUAAUGGCAAAAGGAGAAAAUUCAAACCAUGUAGCACAUCAUUCUGCUGCCUUGGAUAGCCUGGGAGUGCUAGCUCAGGUUCCUGAUGUUUCUAAUUCUCACAAAAGCAGGCCAUAUGAAAAAGUGAAGAAAGAUAAUAAGAAAUCACAGCUAUUGACCUGUCAAAGAGUGGUACCUAUGACUGGUAAAAAUGUUUGGCCUUUAGAAUCUUGUGCCAGGACUUCUGAAUGGGUUCAUAAAAAACACAGGCCUAUCUCAGAAAGAAAAAGACUUUUAAGGGCUGACUUUGAAGAAUCCUCUGAUGAAAGCAGUGUUAAAGCUGUAGGCAAGAGUCCUGUGACUGGGCAGUUAGGACACUUGGAUUUGUAUACGUCAUCAGCAGAAAUUAACAAAGAAUCUACAUGUCAAAUAACAGAUGCAAAUAGUGAAUGUCUGACUUCGCUGGAAACAUCAGAAUACUCUCCCAUGGAUAUUUAUGAGACUUCAAGAAUGAGCCAUGAAAAUACAGAAUCACUGGUUAAUAUGGAUAAAAGUGCUGUGGCUUUUAACCAGGAUGAUGAGCAAGAUGUUAAGGCAACCUUGAAUUUUACAGCAAAACAAAACAAACAAAAAAAAGGAGAUGUAGCAAAAAGAAGCCUGUCUGUGACAGUCCAGGUCGAUACAUCUAGAGGUAACACAAACAGAAUAAACUUCAGCCAUAAAGUAUCAGUAAUGAAUCAGACAUGCUCUGAUUUAAAUUCAAUGAAAGUAUUAAACACUGGGAAACUGACAAAAUUUAAAAUUCCUUUAUGCAGAAACAAACCUAAAUCCAGGAAACUGGAAUCUGGCCAUUCAUUUGAAAGAGAAACAUGUAGCCCACUAGAGGUCCUUGACAGCUCUAGUGUUUCAAGAAGGCAGGAAACAGAUGAGACUUUUUUAGUAAAUGCCAAUGAGCAGCCUCUUCCUGUUGUGAGUCAUGCUACAUCUCCAGCUUCCAUGAAGCAAAAUGCAGAUGAGAUCAAUAGUAAGGACUUUAAGCAUGAUGAUUCUGAAAACCUCUGCUCUGAAAACCUUUCAAAUGAGAUGUCUGCAUUGCAUGAACGUUUUUCUUCAUAUCCACAUUCUUUUCUUGACAGACCACUAGAGCCUUCUGUGCUUGAUUUUCAUGUUACUGAACAUGUACUAAAACCUAGUUUUCCUGAUGAUUCUUGGAAUGCAGUUGACCACCCUAUUGCAUUAGAAAUAAAUAGUGAUAGCAAAUCAAGAGGCAAUCUUCCACAACACAAAAGUCAAAUUUUUCCAGAUAUCCUUGAAGCUUACAAAAAAGAUGUCCUUGUUAUUGAUGUGAUUCAGGAUGACCCUGACCUUUUUGGAACCAAAAAUGAAAAGGAGAUUUCACUUGUAGACUCUGAAAAUUGUCCUCUGGAGGCAGCCUAUACUAGCAUCUGCAUUAAAGGUGAAAAGCAGGAUCUUACGCCUGAGUAUCCUGUUAUCUCAGAAAAUAGACAUUCAGUAGGUGAUCAUUUUAGGCACAUUGCCAUUCAAGAGUCUGGAAUGCUAAAUGAUACUGAAAAUUCCUGUGAUUGGGUGCUAAAAGCUAAAGAUACUAAAACCCACCAGUCCUCCAGAGGAAGCAGUCCUUUGGGAGGUGUUACUGAAGACUGUCUUGAAGCUGGGAAACUGAGCGAGCUAGAUGAAUUUCUAAAGAGUUUUGAUGUGGAUGAAAAGUUGUUUGCAGAUGGAGUGCCUGAUACUAAACAUGAAAAAAAGGAGAAAGCUGAAAAAAGCGACUGUAAAUACAAAGAUCUUGUGAACUAUCAGAUGAUCUCAGGAUCGUCACAGUAUGCACCAAAAGGAAACGUCCUCAGUAAAGCUACAGUGAUGAAACCCCAGACAAAUGAUUACAGAUUUUCAGGAAAAAGUUCUUUACUGCCAUUGCAAAAUUAUGGAGAUUUUGAGUCAUGGAGGACGGAACAAAAUGCAAUUGAUUCUCAUUCAGUCCAGCAGACCCUUGAGAUGAUUGAAUUGCCCCGUAGAUACUGCAGAUUUUAUUUCAUGACUUUGCGUGGAUGUUCAAGAGCAAAAUGUUGGUUUCGGCAUGUUCCUGCUCCAGGGGAUGAAAAGAUUUGCAUGGCAAUACUUAGGUUAUAUGUUAAUAUCAAAGAAUCAGUCCUUCUAAAACGUGCAGUCCAAAUAUUUGUGAAAUAUUACAGAGAAGUUACUCCAGGAAUGGAUUUUGCUUCUCAAGUGCUGAAUGAGCUUCUCAUUUCUUUGCUCAAGAGCUGUUUGUUGCAGGAAGUAUUUCAGAUAUUGAAUGUAACUGUACAAAUCCAGACACUGCCAGCUGUAGAUGUUCUUCUGAAAAUUUUUGAGCAUGUGGCUUCUUUGAAUAUAAGAGAUGCUGUGCCUACAUUAAUCAGUACCUUUCGUAAGCUCAUGGAUGCUGGUAUGUUGCUUGAGUUAGAACAUUUUGAUUAUAUUAUUAAGUUCCUUCAGCAACUGAAAGUUUCCACUGAGGAAAUAAAUGCUGUCUUGAACAUAAAAUCCAGAAUAUUUCAGGAAAGAUAUUUUGAAAAGAACUGGCUUUUUGACUUUAAUUUGGCAGUGGCUGAAAUUCAGCAUUGCAAGGAAAAAAGUGAUUGGACAAAGCUGGGAGCUUUGUAUGUUCAUGCAAGAACUGGAUGUGAACAUUCUGAUGAUCUUCAGAAGUUCUCUUUAUGUAUUGCUGAAAUACUAACCAAAGAUUCUGAGACAGACAGACCAGGAGUUCCUUUUUGUGAUUUUGCUGAUGCAGUAAUAAAAAAAUUACAACAUAAUGAAGCAGACAGAAUUUUCAUUGGAAGGACUGGGAUAAGUGUAAUGUAUUCUUAUCACAAAGUACUGCAGUGGACAAAGGGAAGGAAGGUUUUGGAUAAAUUGCACGAGCUACAGAUACAUUUUACGGUCUUGAAAGGACUUACAGAUGCAGAGAGGUUCGCAUCAAGAUGUCAAAUUGUUAAUAAAGCUGCAGAAAUUUUUCUCAAAACUGGAAGCUUGGAAGGGGCAACAUGGGUAUUGAGAGAGUCAGAGUGGACCACAAAUGCACCAUUGUGGCCCUGUGAUAAAACGGACAUCCUUGAUCGGCAGAAGCUGUUAUGUACGUUAGUGCAGGAAUACUUGGUGAAGAGUUUAUACAGACAGGCAUUCGAAGUUCUGCAGAACUUUCCAGGUUUUCAAAAUCAUUCUGAUCCUAUAGACGUUUCUCAGUACAGCCACCUUUUUAACAAGCUGAUAAAUGCCUGUUUUGAGAGCAAGAACCUUGGAGUCUCAUCUUCUGCAGUAGACUUCAUGCUUUCAAAGAACAUAGCUAUUGAUUUUUUUUUACUUAGAGGAUUAAUCACAGCUUUGGGAAGAAGUUCUUUGUGGUCUAAAGCUAGGACCUAUUACAAAAGUGCUUUAUCAAUGGGUUGCUACCCACCACUGCAGGGAAAUUUGUAUCACAAGCGUUUGGUGAUUCCAUCUUACCUGUCUGAGAUUGAAAUGCUGUUGGCCAUUGAAGUAUUUCUUGUGUCAAAUGCCAGUGAUAUUCAAAGUCCAAUGGCUUCCAGUCAGACUCUUCAAAUAAUACUGAAAAGAUGUGAAGAUCCCACAGUUCAGAGUAACAGUGACUAUCAAGCGGCAGUGGAGAGACUCAUUCUGGCUGCUCGUGUAUCUGAUCCAAAACUUCUUCUUAAGCAUAUGACAAUGAAUGUUAAUAUGGAUGGAGUUUACAGCUUGGAGCUCACAUCUGCUCAAAAGUGGCUUCAGGAGAAUAUGAAAUGGGCUGGGAAGAAAUUCCAUGUGCUAAACAGGACAGAACUCCACUGUGGAAGGGAAGCAAGCUUGAAAAGAUGA
Indicator indicator is the source of this 5823-nucleotide messenger RNA. It is a transcript of the gene TOPAZ1, whose product is annotated as testis and ovary specific TOPAZ 1. The record is from RefSeq and is a predicted model, not a curated record. The transcript has 21 exons. NCBI's taxonomy places the organism in Eukaryota, Metazoa, Chordata, Aves, Piciformes, Indicatoridae. Bases 1 to 5823 code for a protein of 1940 amino acids. Gene Ontology annotation, biological process: spermatocyte division; spermatid development. Gene Ontology annotation, molecular function: metal ion binding; protein binding.